AUGCCAUUGUCCCUUGUCGAUCUCUUUGUCUCUGCCCUGUCUAACCUUAUUGAUGUGUCCCCUGAGUAUCCCGCCAAGUUGGAGGACUUCAUGACCUGGGGUCAAAACUUUGCCCAUACCCUAGCCAGCCUGGAGGCAAUUCCCUCGUUUGAGCCUUCCCUACAGCUCGUGAUCUGGCUUGAUAGCACCAAGGACACCCUUGAGACCUAUGUGACUAAUGACUGGUUAGCAUGGGGGACACAAAUCCUACAGACACGUGUAAUGCGCCGUGACAAGUGUAUCCAGGCUGAGGUCGCUGCUGCUCAGGCCAAGGCCACUCAUGUUGCUGAGGUGGAAGCUUGCCGGUUGGCCGAUGAAGAGCGUGUUGCACGCGGAGUUGCUGAAGAGGCGCAUCGGAGGGCUCGUGAUUGGGAGAUCAUGGGCUUGUAUGAGAGUGAGCAUUGUCUGGCCAAGCCGCUGGAGACAGAAUCGGGACCUAGCAUGGUGAGUGCCAAGAAUUGGGUAGUGGGGUGUGAUGGCAAUGUUGAGAUGGUGGCACCCAUUUUACAGAUGGGCGAUGCUAUUGACUCCUUGCGGGCAUCGACUACGGCGCUGUCCAUACGAGGGGAGAGUCUUGUGCCAUCCAGGACUAGGCUCUUCCUUCCUGAUGGCGAGGAGGAGGUUGUGGAGCUGGAUCAGACAGAGAAGUGGCGCAAGGUUGUGAAUGAAAAGCGGAAGGGCAAGCAUCGCACCCCACCUGCGUGGAUGUCUGUGAAGUCUCUAGCCAAACUGCCUUGCACCUAUUGUUCCCACUUUGUCACCCCCUUCGUCUGUUUCCACGUCCUGGGCAAUGCAACGCACUGCCUCAAGCAUCACCGUGAUUGCAAGUCAUGUGACAGGCCCCGUCGAUGGACAAAGCUCCUUUUGACCCCUUUGGACACCACCCCUCUUCCUCUUCCUUCCUCUCAUCCUGUUCCUUGCAUCAUGCGUGAUCUUCCCGCCUCUACCUCCUCUGCUCCUUCUCCACCCGUCGCUUCUUCCUCUUCUGCCUGCUUCCUUUCCAGCGACCUUCGUCAGCCUGCUCGUCGCUUGGCUUGCGUGGCGUGCAGUGAACUCCGGACUCGUUGGAUGGUAGACUGCAACAUCAAAAUCCUUCAUUGGUGGAUGGCUCGGACUGGGAGUGAGGUCCACUAUUUGUUAUCUGAGCAUGAGGCGCGUAGAAAUGAGCUUGCUGAGCUGGAGUGCAUUCGCGCGUCAUUGCCAGAGGGGUCGGAGAAUGAGGACGAGGAUGGUGAGGGUAGUGUGGAGUUGGUGCUCAACUAG
Messenger RNA from Heterobasidion irregulare TC 32-1, 1302 nucleotides. RefSeq lists its product as uncharacterized. The transcript is spliced from 4 exons. The record is from RefSeq and is a predicted model, not a curated record. Bases 1 to 1302 code for a protein of 433 amino acids. NCBI's taxonomy places the organism in Eukaryota, Fungi, Basidiomycota, Agaricomycetes, Russulales, Bondarzewiaceae.